AUGAACCUGACUGUCACUCAGAAGACAGUUAUUGUGAUCUUAGCAAUAUUCCUUACCUUCAUCGCCAUCCUCUUCCUCUUCUGUAUCUACUCUUCUCGAAAAGCACGACGGGAUACGAUCCAAGCUCAAAAAGCGGUCUUAGGUCGAUGGAAGGAAAAUCCUGGAGGAUUUGAGGAAGGCCAUUUACCGAAUUUGUCCGUACCUUCUUUACACACACCUAGUCAUAGAAACGAAUUCGAUCUUGCUACUUUACCCGGGAGUAAUGGGUCGGCGAGGGAAGAGAAGAGAGGUAGUGGUCUAGCUGGGAUUGGAACAUUUUCAGCAUCAAAACCUAGAUCGAAUUCACAUUCGUCUAGUACAGGCAAUAGUCGACCUGUCGUGCAGUCCUCCCAGCCUUCUGCUAUGGGAGUAAAGGAGAUGGGUCAACCUCGUAAGAACCCUAUACCCACUUUAUCUCGUCCGAUGUCUUGGUCUAGGGGUAUAUCGCGGACGAGAUCCAGAUCGAUAUCAACAUUGAAAUCGAAUGUAAGUGAUAGAUCAAUUUUCAAACCUAACAAAUCGAGAUAUUUCAUCAAUUAUAUGAACCCUCCUCCGCCACCCAUACCUAGGAAAAGCUCAGCGAGGUCAUCGGGGAGCAAGGGGAGCGCCGGAGCAGUGACAGGAGCUAGACUGGUGGAUAAGGGCGAUAGUAGAGGUGGAAGACGGUAA
This is a messenger RNA of Kwoniella mangroviensis CBS 8507, 708 nucleotides long. RefSeq lists its product as uncharacterized. Bases 1 to 708 code for a protein of 235 amino acids. The record is from RefSeq and is a predicted model, not a curated record. The transcript has 2 exons. Lineage: Eukaryota; Fungi; Basidiomycota; Tremellomycetes; Tremellales; Cryptococcaceae.